AUGCUGACCGUGUCAGCCCGGUCGCCCCGAUCUAAGCACUUCUAUGCGCCACGGCUGCAGAGAUGCAGCUCAGGUGGGGUCGGGGAGGACUCCGAUGAUGUGACCGGUCAAUCGCAUCACAACGCCGCGCACGCUGGGGCCAGUCAUAUCCGCCCUCCAGCCGAGUGCUUCAUUGCUGCGGGGUUCAUCACAUUUCAACUCGUGUUCUGUCAGAUAUAG
Penicillium robsamsonii is the source of this 219-nucleotide messenger RNA. RefSeq lists its product as uncharacterized. NCBI's taxonomy places the organism in Eukaryota, Fungi, Ascomycota, Eurotiomycetes, Eurotiales, Aspergillaceae. The record is from RefSeq and is a predicted model, not a curated record. The transcript has a single exon. Bases 1 to 219 code for a protein of 72 amino acids.